CUCAGCCCCUAAAAAGACUGUAACUGUGGAUGUCCUACCUGCAAACAUGGGCAGAUGUGCUACAUUCCCAUCGUGGAGAACCUGAUUCUUUUUAAGAAGGAAGAGGUCAACCUUGGCUCUGAACAUCUGGCAUGGAUACAGUGCCUUGCCAAAGCAGCCGAUCAGCUUAGCUACUGACCAUGCUGACCCCUGGCUGGAACUGGACUGAAGCACAGACCGGCGAAUGGCUUGCUCUUAUAAAAUGUCUGAACAAAGCACACUUCCUGAGCACAUUUUACAGAAUACAUGUGAUCACCUGGUUUUGUCUAACCACUCUGGAUUAAAGACAGGCUUAAUAGAAGAGGAAAUGCAGCUGACUGCCGAGGACCAGGGGAAUAGAGUGCGCUGGGUGGCUCUGCUGAUUCUUGUGGUGAUAAUACCCACAGUCGGUGGGAACAUCCUUGUCAUUCUGGCUGUCUCUCUGGAGAAAAGGCUGCAAUAUGCCACCAACUACUUUCUAAUGUCCUUGGCAGUGGCUGACUUGCUGGUUGGAUUGUUUGUGAUGCCGACUGCCCUCUUGACAAUCAUGUUUGAGGCUAUAUGGCCCCUCCCACUGGUCUUGUGUCCUGCUUGGUUAUUCCUCGAUGUUCUCUUUUCAACUGCCUCCAUCAUGCAUCUCUGUGCUAUUUCAGUGGAUCGCUAUAUAGCCAUCAAGAAGCCAAUUCAGGCCAACCAGUGCAACUCCCGGGCUACUGUAUUUAUCAAGAUUACAGUGGUAUGGUUAAUUUCAAUAGGCAUUGCCAUCCCAAUCCCUAUUAAAGGGAUAGAGAAUGAUGUGAUUAAUCCAAACAACAUCACCUGCGAGCUGAAAAAGGACCGGUUUGGCAAUUUCAUGCUCUUUGGCUCACUGGCUGCUUUCUUUGCACCUCUUGCAAUCAUGAUAGUCACCUACUUUCUCACUAUUCACGCUUUACGAAAGAAAGCUUACUUGGUCAAAAACAAGCCACCUCAGCGCCUAACAUGGUGGACCGUGUCCACAGUCUUCCAAAAGGAGGAAUCAUCCUUUUCAUCGCCCGAAAAGGUGGCAAUGCUGGAUGGUGCUCACAGGGAUAAAAUUCUACCUAACUCCAGUGAUGAAACACUUAUGAGAAGAAUGUCCUCAGUUGGAAAGAAAUCAGUUCAAACCAUUUCUAACGAACAGAGGGCCUCAAAGGUCCUUGGAAUUGUGUUUUUUCUCUUUUUGCUUAUGUGGUGCCCCUUUUUUAUUACAAAUAUAACUUUAGCUUUGUGUGACUCCUGCAACCAGAGUACUCUUAAAACGCUCCUGGAGGUCUUUGUGUGGGUAGGCUACAUUUCCUCAGGGGUGAAUCCUUUGAUCUAUACGCUCUUCAAUAAGACAUUUCGGGAAGCAUUCGGCAGGUAUAUCACCUGUAAUUACCGGGCAACAAAGUCAGUGAAAGCACUUAGGAAAUGUUCCAGCACAAACUACUUUGGGAAUUCAAUGGUAGAAAACUCUAAAAUUUUCACCAAACAUGGAAUUCGAAAUGGGAUCAAUCCUGCCAUGUACCAGAGUCCAAUGAGGCUCCGAAGUUCAACCAUUCAGUCGUCAUCAAUCCUUCUCCUAGAUACACUUCUUUAUGAAAAUGAUGGUGACAAAACUGAAGAGCAAGUCAGCUACGUAUAGCAGAAUGGGCAGUCCUCAUCUAAAUCAAGUAAGGUGAUGAACAUGAUGCAA
Molecule: messenger RNA, 1714 nt
Organism: Acomys russatus (golden spiny mouse)
Lineage: Eukaryota; Metazoa; Chordata; Mammalia; Rodentia; Muridae
Gene: Htr2b
Product: 5-hydroxytryptamine receptor 2B
Exons: 3
Coding region: 224-1663 (479 amino acids)
Biological process (GO): G protein-coupled receptor signaling pathway, coupled to cyclic nucleotide second messenger; vasoconstriction; regulation of behavior
Cellular component (GO): plasma membrane; dendrite
Molecular function (GO): neurotransmitter receptor activity; G protein-coupled serotonin receptor activity
Source: RefSeq, a predicted model, not a curated record